Molecule: messenger RNA, 2121 nt
Organism: Ustilago hordei
Lineage: Eukaryota; Fungi; Basidiomycota; Ustilaginomycetes; Ustilaginales; Ustilaginaceae
Exons: 2
Coding region: 1-2121 (706 amino acids)
Cellular component (GO): SBF transcription complex; MBF transcription complex
Molecular function (GO): protein binding; DNA binding; transcription regulator activity
Source: RefSeq, a predicted model, not a curated record
AUGAGCGCUGACAAGACCAUCUUCAAGGCCACCUACUCGGGCGUGCCAGUCUACGAAUGCAUCAUCAACAAUGUCGCCGUCAUGAGACGGCGUUCCGACAGCUGGCUCAACGCUACCCAGAUCCUCAAGGUCGUUGGUCUCGACAAGCCGCAGCGUACACGUGUUCUCGAGCGUGAGAUUCAGAAGGGCAUCCACGAAAAGGUACAGGGUGGGUACGGCAAGUAUCAGGGAACCUGGAUUCCUCUCGAUGUUGCCAUCGAGCUUGCCGAGCGGUACAACAUCACAAAUCUCCUCCAGCCCAUCACUUCCUACGUUCCCUCGGCCGCCGACUCGCCGCCUCCUGCUCCCAAGCACACCAUCUCCACCUCUGCCCGCGCCAAAAAGAUCGUCCCCGCCGACGCUGGCGCUCUUGGCCGUUCAAGACGCGCCACCAGUAUCGAGACCGAGUCCGAGCUUGUGGGCGCUACACAGAACAAUGCUUCCGAGGGCACCAUGAGCCCUUCACCCAGCGACAUCAGCAGCUCUUCUCGUACACCCAGUCCUCUUCCUGCCGACCGUGCCAACGCUAUGUACGCCAAUCAGGCUGCUGCUGCUGCCACCCCCGGUUUCAACGGUAGAGAACCCAACAACCAAGCCAGAUACGCCGACAUCAUCCUCGACUACUUUGUCACCGAGAACACCACUGUUCCUUCGCUUCUCAUCAACCCACCUCCCGACUUCAACCCCGACAUGAGCAUCGACGAUGACGAGCACACCGCCCUCCACUGGGCUUGCGCCAUGGGUCGCAUUCGUGUCGUCAAGCUCCUUCUCUCCGCCGGUGCUGAUAUCUUCCGCGUCAACACCAACCAGCAAACGGCCCUGAUGCGCGCUACCAUGUUCUCCAACAACUACGACUUGCGAAAGUUCCCCGAACUCUUCGAGUUACUGCAUCGUUCUAUCCUCAACAUCGACAGGAACGACCGCACUGUCUUCCACCACGUCGUCGACCUCGCCCUCAGUCGAGGCAAGCCUCAUGCUGCUCGAUACUACAUGGAGACCAUGAUCAACCGCCUUGCCGACUAUGGUGACCAGCUUGCCGAUAUCCUCAACUUCCAGGAUGAUGAAGGCGAGACCCCCCUGACAAUGGCUGCUCGUGCUCGAUCCAAGCGACUCGUCCGUUUGCUUCUCGAGCAUGGAGCUGACCCCAAGAUCCGCAACAAGGAAGGCAAGAAUGCCGAAGACUACAUCAUCGAAGACGAGCGUUUCCGAUCUUCACCCUCUCGCACCGGUCCAGCAGGUAUUGAGCUUGGAGCUGAUGGUCUGCCCCUCCUUCCCACUAGCUCGCUUCACACAUCCGAGGCAGGUCAAAGAACUGCAGGACGCGCUGUGACCCUGAUGAGCAACUUGCUUCACAGCCUAGCCGACAGCUACGAUAGCGAGAUCAACACGGCCGAAAAGAAGCUCACCCAAGCUCACGGCUUGCUCAAACAGAUCCAGAGCGAGAUCGAGGAGAGUGCCAAGGUUGCUGACGGCUUGCAUCACCAAGCCAAGGGGGUCGAGGAGGAACACAAGCGUGUCGACUCGCUUCAGCUUGCACUCAAACACGGCACCAACAAGCGUGCUCGUGACCAUCUCGAACGUCGUUGGGCUCAAGGCAAGGAAGCGAUCAAGCGUGCGAGGUUGCAAGCAGGCUUGGAACCAGGUGCGCUUCUGGAUAGCAAUGCUGCUAACAAGCAAGACGGCACUACUGAGGCUGGUGCAGAUGACGCCAACAAGUUGAUCGACGGUCUGCCAGCCGGUAGUGAUAUCAAGAGAGCUAUUGCUGAGCUCAAGAAGCAAUUGGGUGAGGUGCAGCAGAAGCGUACCGAGCUGGUGGACAAGUUUGUCACCCGCGCUAGGGAGCAAGGUACUGGACGCACUAUGGCUGCUUACAGGAGGUUGAUCGCAGCCGGUUGUGGGGGUAUUGCACCAGAUGAGGUGGAUGCUGUGGUGGGUGUGCUGUGCGAGUUGUUGCAGGAGGGUCAUGCUGGUGCAGGUGCCGCUGGGUCGGGGUUGGAAGGUGAUGAACGAGCAAGAGAUGCAGCUAUGAUGCUUAAGGGUGCUGGUGCUGCUGCACUUGCUGCCAACGCCAGUGCUGCCUAA